Molecule: messenger RNA, 942 nt
Organism: Sodiomyces alkalinus F11
Lineage: Eukaryota; Fungi; Ascomycota; Sordariomycetes; Glomerellales; Plectosphaerellaceae
Product: neuronal calcium sensor 1
Exons: 4
Coding region: 219-791 (190 amino acids)
Cellular component (GO): membrane; cytosol; intracellular membrane-bounded organelle
Molecular function (GO): calcium ion binding
Source: RefSeq, a predicted model, not a curated record
UCGUCCCUUCCCACCGACCGCCCUGCCGCUAGUCCAACCAUCCUCCCGCUUUCGCUGCGACGUUUUUAUCCCUUGGAUAGACUAGACACACUCGCCGUGGCAUUUCCUUUCGCGCGAUUCCCAUUUCCUCCAACGUCAUCUCGGAAUAAAACGUGACGCCCCAACAUCCAACCUACCUUGUACGGUAGUGAGCGAUUCGAGGUUACCCCGCCAGCACCAUGGGCAAAUCACAAUCCAAGCUCUCGCAGGAGCAGCUCAACGACCUCCAGAAGUCCACCCAUUUCGACAAGAAAGAACUUCAACAAUGGUAUAAGGGCUUCCUCAAGGACUGUCCAUCUGGCACUCUCACCAAGGAGGAGUUCCAAAAGAUCUAUCGCCAAUUCUUCCCUUUCGGUGACCCGAGUUCGUUCGCCGAAUAUGUCUUCAACGUCUUCGACAGCGACCGAUCCGGCACCAUCGAUUUCAAGGAGUUCAUCUGCGCUCUCAGCGUUACCAGCCGCGGCAAAAUGGAGGACAAGCUUGACUGGGCUUUCCAGCUCUACGACAUUGACGGUGAUGGCAAGAUCAGCUACGACGAGAUGCUACAGAUUGUAGAGGCCAUUUACAAAAUGGUGGGGUCAAUGGUAAAACUCCCCGAAGACGAAGAUACCCCGGAGAAACGCGUGCGGAAAAUCUUCCGCAUGAUGGACAAGGACGAGAACGGCAGCCUCGACCUGGAAGAGUUCAAGGAGGGAAGCAAACGGGACGAGACCAUCGUCUCGGCCCUGUCGCUGUACGAUGGCUUGGUGUAGAUGGUCUGGCGCACGGGAAGGAGGAAAAAGAAUAGGCAUGAUUCCAGAGAGGAGACGAAGGAAACACAAGCAAGGUCGCGGAUCCCGUCACACGAAGUGUUGUCAGGGGAGAGCGCCUACAUCGUAGUGCUGCCAGAACCACCGGCGAACG